AUGGCGAUCUUCAACAUGCUUUCAAGCUAUUCAUGGGGUGCAAAAGUGGUGCUAACAUUAGCGGCUUUUGCAGUGAAUUUCGGGGAGUUUUGGCUGAUCGCUCAGCUUUGCACUUCCAACUCAUUGGCAAAAUCAGUGGCUCUCCUCAAGCAACCCGAUAUUUUAGAGCACUCCCAAACACUGAAAUCCCACUUUGAUGCACUCAGCAAGCUCAUCAAUGCAAUGGUCGAUGUAACCGAGUGCAUUGUUGAGCUUACUGAGCUACCUUCUAAGUAUAUUUCCAUCGAUGAGCCACCAUUGUCAACUGCCAUGGCUCAUAUCCACACUGCUACCUACUGGAUCAUUUCGAGUGUCGUCGCUUGUGCUAGGAAAAUUACAGGCCUUGUAGGGAUGAGACAUGAGUUCACUACAUCGACUUCGGACGCAUGGGAGCUAUCAAGCUUGGCACAUAAAGUUAGCAGCAUACAUGAACACCUUCAAAGUCGAUUACGUCUUUGUUACGAGCGUAUUCAUGAGAAGAAGCUAAUGGAAGCUUUUGAACACUUCAAGCGUACCAUUGAAACACCUCAAGUGGACAACUUGAAGAUUCUCCAAAACAUCUUCGGCAAGGAAGAGAAUGUCUUGAAUCCAGACAAGGCCGAGGUUUACAUCAAUGUCUUCAGAAGAAAGCAUGUUUUAUUGCUCAUUUCAGAUCUUGAUAUCUCCCAAGAGGAGAUUCGGGUUCUUGAAGUUGUUUACAGAGAAAGGGUAUCAUGUGGGCUUAACUAUGAGAUUAUAUGGCUCCCAAUUGUGGACAGAACAACUUGGAAUGAUGGUUAUCAGGAAAAGUUUUCGACCCUGCAAUCAAUUAUGUCGUGGUAUACUGUGAGCAACCCUGUUGCCAUUGAACCAGCAGUGAUUAAAUACAUAAGGGAAGAAUGGGGUUUUGCUCAGAAACCAAUUGUGGUGACAUUGAAUCCACAAGGAAAGGUUUUAUGCCCAAAUGCACUCAACAUGAUGUGGAUGUGGGGAAAUUCAGCUUUCCCGUUUAGCAGUGAAAAAGAAGAAAGUUUUUGGAAAGCUAAACCUUGGACACUUGACCUUCUCGUUGCUCGCCUUGAACCAAACUUACCUACUUGGGUGAGCCAACAGAAAGUGGUUUGUUUCUAUGGUGGUGUGGAAAUGGAAUGGAUCGAAUGUUUCACUACCGCAACAAAAGGGGUUGCAAAGGCUCUCGAUAUUGGCAUAGAAAUGGUUUAUGUUGGAAAGAAAAAUGCAAGGGAACGAGUGAAAAAGAUUACUGGUUUAAUCAAAGAGAAGCAACUUAGCCAUGCUUGGGAAGAUGACAAUGUGUGGUUCUUUUGGAACCUAUUAGAGAGCAUGUUGUACUCGAAAACCCAACAUGGGAAGACCAUUGAAAACGAUUUUAUAAAGCAAGAAGUGAUGACGAUGCUUGGAUAUGACAGUAGUAAAAAUGGAUGGGCUGUGUUCUACACUGGAUUGGGUGAAAUGGUGAAAGCCAAUGGAGAGAAAGUGCUUAGCACAAUGGAGAGCUUUGAUGAAUGGGAAAAACUUGCCAAGCAAAUGGGUUUUAUCCCAGCACUUCGUAAGAAGUUGGAAGGGGUUAUCAAGCACCAUCAUUGCACUCGCCUUAUCCUUCCGGGUAACGGUGGUAGAAUUCCGGAGAGGGUGCAAUGUGCUGAGUGUGGUCAUCCGAUGGAGUUGAAUUUCUUGUAUCGUUGCUGUGCAGAGUGA
This is a messenger RNA of Gossypium arboreum, 1734 nucleotides long. Its product is annotated as protein SIEVE ELEMENT OCCLUSION B-like. Gene Ontology annotation, biological process: phloem development. The transcript is spliced from 5 exons. Lineage: Eukaryota; Viridiplantae; Streptophyta; Magnoliopsida; Malvales; Malvaceae. The coding region runs from base 1 to 1734 and encodes 577 amino acids. The record is from RefSeq and is a predicted model, not a curated record.